Messenger RNA from Postia placenta MAD-698-R-SB12, 762 nucleotides. RefSeq lists its product as hypothetical. Gene Ontology annotation, molecular function: proton-transporting ATPase activity, rotational mechanism. Gene Ontology annotation, cellular component: fungal-type vacuole membrane; vacuolar proton-transporting V-type ATPase complex. The record is from RefSeq and is a predicted model, not a curated record. Bases 1 to 762 code for a protein of 253 amino acids. The transcript is spliced from 4 exons. Gene Ontology annotation, biological process: vacuolar acidification. Lineage: Eukaryota; Fungi; Basidiomycota; Agaricomycetes; Polyporales; Adustoporiaceae.
AUGUCUGGCACAGGACCUCGAGAGAACAUAUUUCCGACGCGUAUGGCGCUUACGAACACCAAGCUUCGCCUGAGAGGAGCGCAGACAGGACACUCGCUCCUCGCCAAGAAGCGAGAUGCGUUAACGACCAGAUUCCGGGCCAUUUUAAGGAAAGUGGAUGAGGCGAAGCGAAAGAUGGGUCGAGUGAUGCAACUGGCGUCCUUCUCUCUCGCAGAAGUCACAUACGCAACAGGGGACAUCUCUUACCUUGUCCAGGAGCAAGCGAAGUCGGCAUCCUUCAAAGUGAAGGCGAAGCAAGAGAAUGUCUCCGGUGUCGUACUGCCUGCGUUCGAGGUGGUGAGGAUACCACGGAACGACUUCAAUCUCACUGGUCUUGGCCGUGGUGGUCAACAAGUACUGCGAGCGAAGGAAGUAUACGCUAAGGCAGUGGAAACCUUGGUGGAACUGGCAUCGCUACAGACCGCCUUCAUGAUUUUGGACGAGGUCAUUCGUGCGACCAACCGCCGUGUUAACGCAAUCGAGCACGUAGUUAUUCCUCGAUUGGAUAACACAAUCAAGUACAUCCUCAGCGAGCUUGACGAAAUGGACCGAGAAGAGUUCUUCAGACUGAAGAAAGUACAAGGCAAAAAGAAGCGCGACGCAGAAGCUGCGGAAGUACAGAAAAAUGCAAUCCAGCAGGAGGUCAUCAAUCCAGAGUUCGAGCCUGAGUUUGCGGGAGGCGGGGAUCUCCUGAGCAGCAAAGACGAAGACGUUAUCUUCUGA